AUGGCCGUGCGCUCUCGCCGCCCGUGGAUGAGCGUGGCGCUGGGGCUGGUGCUGGGCUUCACGGCCGCGUCGUGGCUCAUCGCCCCGCGGGUGGCCGAGCUGAGCGACAGGAAGCGGCGCGGCGGCUCCAGCCUCUGCUCCUACCGCGGCCGUUCGGCCGCCGGGGCUCGCGCGGGCGCGCAGCAGUCCCCCCUCCAGUCCCGGCCGCGCCGGCUGCAGGAGCCAUCGUCGUCUUCGUGGUCGCCGCCCCCUCCGGGGCAGCCUGAGCUCCCCGGGCCACCGCUGCCCGACGUGGCACCCGGAGUGACCGCUUUCCCGAGCGCUGCCCAGUUAAGGCCACCGCCGGCGCCGCUGUCGCAGAGGCGGAGGGGACGCGGUGCCGCCGAAGGCGCCGCGGCGCUUCCCGGAGCUCCUGUGGUCCGCGGCGCCGAGGAGGAAGGGGAGGAUGGGGGCGCGGCCGGUCGGCGGCGCCCCGGGGGGGCACGGCUCUGGAGCAGUCACAACGGCAGCGGGCACGGGGGUGCCACCGCCCCGAGCGCCCGACCCCGGGACUUCCUGUACGUGGGGGUGAUGACCGCGCAGAAGUUCCUGGGCAGCCGCGCGCUGGCGGCGCAGCGGACCUGGGCACGCUUCAUCCCCGGCCGCGUGGAGUUCUUCUCCAGUCAGCAGCCUCCUCCCGAUGCCAGCCGGGGCCAGUCCCAGCCGCCGCCGCCGCCACCCCUGCCUGUCAUCGAGCUGCCCGGGGUGGACGACUCCUACCCACCCCAGAAGAAGUCCUUCAUGAUGAUCAAGUACAUGCACGAUCACUACUUGGACAACUACGAGUGGUUCAUGCGCGCAGACGACGAUGUCUACAUCAAAGGUGACAAGUUGGAAGAGUUUCUUCGAUCACUGAAUAGCAGUAAGCCCCUCUACCUGGGACAGACUGGCCUUGGCAAUGUGGAGGAGCUCGGGAAGCUGGGGCUGGAGCCCGGGGAGAACUUCUGCAUGGGGGGACCUGGCAUGAUCUUCAGCCGCGAAGUGCUCAGGCGCAUGGUGCCGCACAUCGGGGAAUGCCUCCGGGAGAUGUACACCACCCACGAGGACGUGGAAGUUGGGAGGUGUGUCCGCCGCUUCGGGGGGACCCAGUGUGUCUGGUCGUAUGAGAUGCAACAGCUGUUUCACGAGAACUACGAACACAGCCGGAGAGGCUACAUCCAAGACCUGCACAACAGCAAGGUGCACGCGGCCAUCACGCUGCACCCCAACAAGAGGCCCGCCUACCAGUACCGGCUGCACGGCUACCUGCUCGGCCGCCGCAUCUCCGAGCUGCGCCAGCGCACCGUGCAGCUGCAGCGCGAGAGCGCGCUCAUGGCGCGCCUGGCCCGGGGCCCCGGGGCCGCCGCCGAGGACCCGCAGCAGCCGCCGCCCUUCAGCCCCUUCCAGCCCCGGCGGAGGAGCGAGGUGCUGGAGUGGGACUUCCUGAGCGGCAAGCUCCUCUACUCGGCGGCCGAGGGCCAGCCUCCCCGGCAGAGCCUGGGCGGCGCGCUGCGCGCCGCGCUGGACGACGUGGUGCUGCAGGUGAUGGAGAGCAUCAACCAGAACGCCAAGAGCCGGGGCCGCCUGGUGGACUUCAAGGACAUCCAGUACGGCUACCGCCGCGUGGACCCCACGCACGGGGCGCACUACAUCCUCGACCUGCUCCUGCUGUACAAGCGGCACAAGGGGAGGAAGCUCACCGUGCCCGUGAGACGCCACGCCUACCUGCAGCAGCUGUUCAGCCGGCCUUUCUUCCGCGAGAGGGACGAGCUGGACGUGCGCAGCCUCGUGGACAGCAUCAACCACCGCGGGGACCCCGGGCCCCCCGCGCCCGCCUCGGGUCCCCUGGAGACGCCCUCCGCCGCCUCCCCGCCGGGGCGCAGCGGCGGCACGGGAGGGCGCGCCGCGGCGCAGCAGCAGAAAAUCCACAUGCUCGUGCCCCUGGUGGGCAGGUACGACGUCUUCGCCAGGUUCAUGCAGAACUUCGAGAGGACGUGUCUGGUCCCCCGGCAGAACGUGAAGCUGGUCGUGGUCCUUUUCAGCAGGGAGCCCGGCCAGGGCGCCGACGGCCACGUGGAGCUGAUCCGGGACUAUCAGAGCCGGUACCCUGGCGCGGAGAUCACCCUGAUCCCCGUGGAGGGCCCGUUCUCCAGGGGUCUCGGUCUGGACACGGCCUCCUCCCACUUCGACAACGACACGCUGCUGCUCUUCUGCGACGUGGACCUGAUCUUCCGGGCAGAUUUUCUGCAACGAUGUAGACAGAACACGGUCCAGGGGCGGCAGGUGUACUACCCCAUCAUCUUCAGCCAGUACGACCCCAAGGUGACCCACGCCCGAGACCCCGCCGCCGACGACUUCGUCUUCUCCAAGGAAACUGGGUUUUGGAGAGACUACGGCUACGGGAUCGCGUGUAUUUACAAAAGCGAUCUCCUGGGUGCUGGCGGGUUCGAUACCUCCAUUCAAGGCUGGGGCCUGGAAGACGUGGAUCUUUACAACAAGGUUAUUCUGGCUGGCUUGAGUCCCUUCCGAAGUCAAGAGGUUGGCGUGGUCCAUGUUUUCCACCCUGUCCAUUGCGAUCCUAACUUGGACCCUAAGCAGUACAAGAUGUGCUUAGGAUCCAAGGCAAGUACUUCUGCCUCAACCAUGCAGCUGGCUGAACUCUGGCUGGAGAAAUAUCUGGGUGUCAGGUACAAUCGAACUCUCUCCUGACAGUAAGGGCAACUACAACGUAUUGCUUUUUUUUGUUUUUAAGGGGAGUUUACCUCAUUGCUGGUUGGUGUUAUUUUUUUUUGUUAAAUUUUUAUUGUUAUUAUAUAAUUUUAUUUUGUUGUCAUGGUCUUAAACUACUCCUGGUGUCUUCCAAAGGGUGUCUGUUGGCCUUGAUCAAGAAAAGUCACUGAUAUUUCAGAGUUCUACUGAAGUCAAUAUGUGUAUUACUUUUACAUGACUUUAUUUGAGAUUGCGUUAAAUCGCACCACUCAAAUGGACUCUUGAAGCUCAUUUAUCACAAGGGACAGCUUCGAAGAAUGUUCUUAGGGCUUAAAGAUGCAAUAUCGACUUUUAUUUUGUUUGUCAACUUCAAUGUGAUACAAAUAUUUACUGGUGAAAAGGUACCACAAAAGUGCUUUAUGCUUCCUAUGGGGAAGGGACUCUGUAACAUAAACUUGAGUUUUGUAAUUUAUACGAGGACUUAAAUAUAUAGACAAUAAUUUUCUUCAUAUUUAAAGUUUUUUAAAGUAAAUGAACAACUAUGAUUGUAUGUUUAUUUAAAAUAAUGUUUUAAAAAUUGAGGAGUAUUAUUCUACAAGUAACCGGUACUGGCUACCCUGGUCUCAUAACAGUUAAGAGCUCCUCACAACUGUCUGCUAUAAAUGCGAAUGAACUUUAUUUUCUCAAGGAAAUAUGAUUUAAUGGGAUAUUCAUGUACAUUUUAGAAGCUUUAUGAAACAAUGUCCUUCAUUUGCUGGCAAGAAGAUAAAAUAUGACAGAACCUGUUUAUUUAUAAUAAAAUACAGGUAUAACCGUAUUCUUUUUCAAAAACA
This is a messenger RNA of Jaculus jaculus (lesser Egyptian jerboa), 3560 nucleotides long. It is a transcript of the gene Chsy3, whose product is annotated as chondroitin sulfate synthase 3. Gene Ontology annotation, molecular function: glucuronosyl-N-acetylgalactosaminyl-proteoglycan 4-beta-N-acetylgalactosaminyltransferase activity. Gene Ontology annotation, cellular component: Golgi cisterna membrane. The record is from RefSeq and is a predicted model, not a curated record. The transcript has 3 exons. Lineage: Eukaryota; Metazoa; Chordata; Mammalia; Rodentia; Dipodidae. Bases 1 to 2727 code for a protein of 908 amino acids.